Betta splendens (Siamese fighting fish) is the source of this 4418-nucleotide messenger RNA. RefSeq names its product trichohyalin-like. The transcript has 10 exons. The record is from RefSeq and is a predicted model, not a curated record. Lineage: Eukaryota; Metazoa; Chordata; Actinopteri; Anabantiformes; Osphronemidae. The coding region runs from base 180 to 3704 and encodes 1174 amino acids.
GGUGUUGGGGCAGCCGCCUUACGUCUCCUUAAUGGGAAGGCUUUGAAAAAAAAAAACCACUGACAACAGCGCAGCGGGCGAGAGAGUCGCGCAAAACGGAGGAACACUUUUAGUGUGCGACUUCUUCACGCUUCCUUCCUCCACCUGUAUGGAUGCGCCAAAACAACAGUGACUGAGUUAUGGACAGCUCUGUGGAGACUUCCCGGCCGACGCUGGGGCCCAAACCUCGCCUCGCUCCCAAGCCCUUCUCUCUGCAGAAGGGCAGCGCCAUACGCUCCAUCAACGCCCCGAGGGCCUUCGCCCCGUCGUCUAAACCCACCACUGCCCCGCCCGGAAGCGUUGAGACCCCAAGUGUCCCCAAGGGACCGCUGCCGGGUCCGGUUCCGGCCCCCGCCGCUGGGUCCAAGCCCAGUUCAAGUGUGCGCACGGCUCAGACGCCUCCUCAACAAACCGCUGCUGCCGCAGGAGGACACGUCGAGGAUGAGCCACAAACAGGCCGUGAGACUGAGGAAGGUGAAAGCAGAGCGGGUCUGUGUGAUUCUGCUCGGCUGAGAACAGAUCCAGUCCUUCAAACCCCCGCCCAGAAACCCCCACCAACCACCACUACCGAGGACCGCAGUCCUGUAAGUGUCAUCACAGAUGAACCCAAAGCACCUUCACCCGCAGCCAUUCAAACACCACCACCACCAAAGGAGUCGGCGUCCAGUGCAGCAUCGAAGGAGGACGUCACCCAGACAAACCACAAAGCGGCGCCUGAGAGCGACGCGCAGCAAAAAGAUGCAAAAAAUGAGGAAGAUGAAGCUUCUGCCCGAAAGCCGGAGGAAUCCGGGAGUGUGGGUCCGUCCGCGGGGAACCCGGCGUACCAGUGGGGCGGCGCCAGGAGGCGUCUGUCCUCCAAGCUCACCUCCAGGUUCGAGUCCGGCGGGCCGCCCGCGGGCCCCCGGCCCACCGCAGCCGCCCCCGCCGCCAAGAGGCCGGCGGCCCCCGCUCCGGAGCCGGGCCCGGCGGCGGCAGAACCCGCCAGAGGGGGCGCCGGCGGGGAGGAGCUGGUCGAUUACAGCGGAGGAGACAGCAUAAAACGCAGGAUCAGUCAGCUGUUCGACGCGUCGCUGAGGCCGGAGGCGGCGACGAAGAAGGAGGAGCCGGACCUCAAAGCCCGCAGUGCGGGUGUGAAGGAGCGCAUCAAGAACUGGGUCACGGACGCGGGCGCCGAGGACCCGAAGCCGCAGGCGGCUCCGCGAGCACGAUCCAGGAGUUUUGACUCACCAGCUUCUCCAGCGGGAGACGCCGCACCCAAAAGGCCUCACGUCCAGCCUCCCUCUGCACCGUCCACACAGGCCGCCGCUCCGUCCACCGAGGACCCACCUGAAGAACCCGCCGUGGAACCCACGGUGGAACUCACGGUGGAACCCGCUGUGGAACCAUCGGACGGAGAAGCUGUGGACGAACCUCAUGACAGGGCAGCAGAUCUGCCAGUGGAGCAGGAGCGGAAGGAGCCGGUGGGAGCUGAGGUCAGGCUGCGUCGGCCUCCGGCUGCUGUGGACGAGGGUCAAAGCCCUCAGCUCGCUCUGAAGAGGAACAACCCCAAACGCCGCUCUGUUCGCUUCGGUAUCGUGGAGACGGACGACGGCGCGCCGCCGCUCAUCCUGGGCUCGCCGUCCGACUCCAGCUCAGAAGAAGAAGAUCCCUCUGAGGACAAGAAGAAGGACGAGGAGAGGCGAAAAAAGGAGGAGGAGCAUGAAAAACGAGUAGAAUUAGAGAAAAGGCUAAAAGAAGAAGAGGACAAGCAGAGACUCCAGUUAGAGGAAGAGAGGAGUAAACGAGAAGAUGAAGCGAGGGAGAAGGAAAAACAGAGAGAGGAGGAGAGGGAGAAACAGAGGCAGAAGGAGCAGGAGGUGCAGAGGCAGAAGGAGGAGGAGCAGGAGAGGCAAAGAUUAAAAGAGGAGGAACAGAAAAAGCAGAUGGAAAAACUGAAGGCGGACAAAGAAAGAGAAGCGGAGCAGAUGCGGCGGAAAGAGGAGGAGCGAGCGAGGCAGAUGGAGGAGAGGCUCAGAUCAGAGGAGAUGGAGAGAGUGAGAAAGGAGGCCGAGGAACGCGAGAGGGAGAAGCAGAGGAGGCUGGAAGAGGAGGAGAAGAUGAGGGCCAGACAGGAGGAGGAGGAGGAGAGAAUCAGAAGAGCGGAGCUAGAGAUCAGAAUGCAGCGGGAAAGAGAGGAGGAGAAGGAGAGGAUGAGGCAGGAGAAACAAAGAGAGGAGGAGAAGGAGAGGAUGAGGCAGGAGAAACAAAGAGAGGAGGAGAAGGAGAGGAUGAGGCAGGAGAAACAAAGAGAGGAGGAGAAGGAGAGGAUGAGGCAGGAGAAACAAAGAGAGGAGGAAAGGAGGAAACAGCUGGAGAAAGAACGGGUGGAGGAGCUGGAGAGAAGGAGGUUAAAGGAGCUGGAAGAAAAGCUGAGGAUGGAGGAGGCGAAGACCAGAGAGAAGGAGGCGUCCGAUUUAAUCAGUUUGGACUGUGAAGCUGUUCCUCAGAAGCCAGAACCACUAGUGUCCUCGGUACCGAAGGCCCUGGAGCCCUCAGAGAAUGCAGCAGAUCAGGUCAUUUACGACGACUUCUCGGUCAAAAAGCCCCAGAUCGACGUGGACUUCGAGGACUUCUCAGUCAAACCGCGGCGUUGGGGCUCCCAGGCCAAGGCGGAGAAGGCUCCGGUCCGGAGCUGGAGAACCGAGCCGGUGGAGGAGCGCGUGGUGGCGCCGGUGGACGAACACCGUCAGGAAAGCGAAGCGCCGGAGAGGGUGGUGGAACCGGACCGACCAGAACCCACGGCAGCCGUGGAGCGUUCGGAGGAGGAAGAGGAGGAGGAGGAGGAGCAGGAGGAGGAACGGCCCGACUCUGUGGAGCCGGAGGAGGAAGAGGAGGAGGAGACGCACAGCGCGGACGAGGAGGACUCCACGGACGCAGAGUCCGAGGACGGAGAGGAACAAGUUAACAGUUAUUGUGUAAACCCAGAGGACAGCGACACUGAUGCUCUGAUAGACACGAGUCCAGAUCAGCAGAAUGGCUUCUGUGAUCCAACGACCCAACCAGACAGUCCAAUGUCUGUCCCUGAGGACGUUCCUGACGUCUCACCUGACGAUGUAGAUCGCACCGAUUCCAGCCCACAGCCAGACCUUGUUCCGUUCCCUGAGAGUUCCGCUCCCCUCCUCGACACCAGCGCACAGAGGUCCAAGGUGGCGCUGAGGAAGAGUCAGAUUCGCCGGGCGCCGUCGCGCUCUCUGCGUCUGGCCCAGACAGAGAGCCAGAGCUGGAGGGUCCCUGACUCCGCAGACGAACAAAACGGAUCCACCAAGCAAGAAGAUUCAGAGCCACAGGGGAAACAGCCAAAAUUGCAUAAAGCCAGUUCUCCCUCGACUGCUCUGAAUCCUGCAGCUCAGCUCAUUGCUCAGCUGAAAAGGAGAACGUCUGGAGGAGGCGCUGGGAAAAAAGAGGCUAAAGAAGAAGUCAAGCAAAGGGAAGAGAACGCGGGUCAGCGGGAGGAAGCGGCGCCCACGCCGGUUCCCCGCGCUCCCCGUAAAUCCGCCCAACUUGCAGGAGCUGCUCUGGUCCUACCACCUUUAGGCGCCUCAGAUGGAGGGGCUGUCUCCUCUCCUGCCUGGCUGAAAGAACUGAAGUCUAAGAAGCGCCUAAGUCAGCAUGACAGUGAGACGUAACCACGUGCAGGAAACACCGUGCCGUCGCUGGCUGCUGAGAGACGCCUCGCCAUGAUUGCUCCAUUUUGCACCGUGCCUUAUUUUGGAUUUUCACUGAAUUAUGCAGGAGGGGAAAGUCAAUGUCCCAGAUACUACAAAGGCCAUUAACAAUGUGUAAAGGUAAAAUGGUACCAAGGCUAUGUGGCAACUAUUGUACAGAGACUCAAAGGAGAGUAAAUAGCCCUUCAUGUCCUGAGUGUGUCCAUCAUAUACUAGCAGGAACAGAUAACACUAGGCGUCACCUGUCACAGUGUAUGUGCAGGAACUACUGAGUAGUAGGAAUAUCUCACCUUAGUCUAAACAAAGUACAAAGUGCCUCUAACCUUAUUUUACGAAUCGCAGGUUGUCUCAAGAAAACUGUCUAGCACUUUAUGGAAGAUAAGGAAUUACCGUCAAAGCAAAAGAAUAAACAAGUGCGUACCUGUAGUAAUGUGGUCAAGGCGUUUUUGUUUUUUUGUUUUUUUUUUCAGGAAUGUUUGUGUGGUUAUCAAAGGAAGGAAAAAGAUAGGAUGUGGAAAGAUGAUUUAUAAUGUCAGACAAAUCCAUCCACCUGCUUGAGGUUGUUUCUUGUUAUCGUUGAAUGCGUUUCUUCAGUGCUGUAAUCAUAAAGGAUCAAUAUACUGUAUGAUAGGAGGAAAUUGAUGAAAUUUUAUUAAAACAUUUUGUAUGAACGCA